Molecule: messenger RNA, 1808 nt
Organism: Medicago truncatula (barrel medic)
Lineage: Eukaryota; Viridiplantae; Streptophyta; Magnoliopsida; Fabales; Fabaceae
Product: alanine--glyoxylate aminotransferase 2 homolog 1, mitochondrial
Exons: 9
Coding region: 233-1678 (481 amino acids)
Biological process (GO): glyoxylate catabolic process
Cellular component (GO): mitochondrion
Molecular function (GO): pyridoxal phosphate binding; L-alanine:glyoxylate transaminase activity
Source: RefSeq, a predicted model, not a curated record
AUAUUACUUGUAUUUGAAUUAAAAGAAGAAAAACAAAAUACUACCAGUACUAUUUUCAGAUUCAUUUUAAUUUUAAAAGUGCAAUUGCAUGCCAGACAGAGUGUCUGUGACUCGACUACUCUAAAUAAAUAAAUAUCAUUAUUAUCAUUAAAUAUUAUUAUUAUAUAUACUAAUACUAUAGUUUUAACUCACUGAUAUCAGAAUUCAGAACCCAAUCUUCAUUCAAUAAACUAUGGCUGCGUUACAAUCUCUACUCAAGAGAACAACCAAACCUAACCGUUCCGAUUUACUUGCAUGCAGACCUUUCUCUUCUCUCCGAUCCUCUUCCGCCACCGCCACUCAAACCAUUACUACGCCACCGCCGCAGAUACCGCCGUUCGAUCACCAACCUCAUCCGUAUUAUGGACCAUCCGCCGAUGAAGUUUUCUCCAAGCGUAAACAGUUCCUUGGUCCUUCCUUGUUCCAUUUCUAUCAAAAACCCUUGAAUAUUGUGGAGGGGAAGAUGCAAUAUCUGUAUGAUGAAGCUGGAAGACGUUACCUUGAUGCUUUUGCUGGGAUUGUUACUGUUUCUGCUGGACACUGUCACCCUGAUAUUUUGAAUGCCAUCUUUGAGCAGAGUAAACUUUUGCAGCAUGCAACCACUAUUUAUCUACACCAUGCUAUUGCUGAUUUCGCCGAGGCUUUGGCCGCCAAGAUGCCCGGAAAUCUAAAAGUUGUGUAUUUUGUAAAUUCUGGUUCGGAAGCAAAUGAAUUGGCAAUGCUGAUGGCAAGAUUGUAUACCGGUAAUCUUGGUAUGAUUUCUUUAAGGAAUGCAUACCAUGGGGGUAGUUCUAGUACAAUGGGUCUCACCGCUCUUAACACAUGGAAAUACCCACUUCCUGAGGGUGAAAUUCAUCAUGUUAUGAAUCCAGACCCAUACCGUGGAGUCUUUGGUGCAGAUGCCGAUAGCUAUGCCAAAGAUGUCCAAGACCAUAUUGACUAUGGGACUUCAGGAAAAGUUGCUGGAUUUAUAGCUGAAACAAUCCAGGGGGUUGGAGGAGCAGUUGAACUUGUACCUGGUUAUUUAAAAAAUGUAUAUGACAUCGUACACAAGGCUGGCGGUGUCUGCAUUGCAGAUGAAGUGCAAACGGGCUUUGGUCGCACAGGAAGCCAUUAUUGGGGAUUCGAGACACAGGGUGUUAUUCCUGAUAUAGUUACAAUGGCAAAGGGUAUUGGCAAUGGUUUGCCAUUAGGAGCUGUAGUUACAACUCCAGAAAUUGCAAGUGUGAUGGCCCAGAAGAUUCAAUUCAAUACAUUUGGUGGGAACCCCGUAUGUUCUGCCGGGGGACUUGCAGUGCUCAAGGUUCUGGAUAACGAGAAGCGGCAGGCUCAUUGCGCUGAUGUUGGCUCUCACCUGCUUGAGCGUUUGAGAUCACUUCAGCAACGACAUGACAUCAUCGGUGAUGUGAGGGGAAGAGGACUAAUGCUGGGGGUAGAACUUGUUACCGACCAGAAAAACAAGACACCUGCAAAGGCUGAAACUGCUGUCUUGUUUGAAAAACUUAGAGAACUUGGCAUUCUAGUUGGGAAAGGAGGACUACAUGGAAAUGUUUUCAGGAUUAAGCCACCAAUGUGUUUCAGUAAAGAUGACGCAGAUUUUCUUGUGGAUGCCCUGGACUAUUCUAUGACGAAGUUGUGAAAUGAUUAUGCAUCCUGCUGUCAUAAAAGAAAUUCCUUGAUAAUGGCAGCAAAUACGGCAACAUAAUUUGUAAACAUAUAUGUUCAGAAGUGUUUUUAUCAAUAAUGAAAUGUUCCCCCCAUUGCGAUUA